ACUUGGCCCGGCUGGGUGGUUCCCUCGCGCAAGACUUGUGCGUGUUUUCCCUUCUGCAUUUCGGAGAAGAUGGCGUCGCAGAGAGGAGUCCCUAUAAGUAAGCUAAGUCCAAUGUUCCUCCACACAAACUCCACCAGCCACACCUGGCCCUUCAGCGCCAUCGCUGAACUAAUAGACAAUGCCUAUGAUUCUGAUGUUAACGCCAAGCAGUUCUGGAUUGAUAAGACCCAGAUCAAAAAGCAAGACUGCCUCAUCUUCAUGGACAAUGGAAAUGGAUUGGACUAUGAAAAGAUGCACAAGAUGCUCAGCUUCGGUUACAGUGAUAAGAGAGUCAUAAAUGGCAAGCACCCGAUUGGUCUCUAUGGUAACGGCUUCAAGUCCGGGUCCAUGCGUCUGGGGAAAGAUGCCAUUGUGUUCUCAAAGUCGCAAGACGGAGACACCAUGCAAGUAGGCAUGCUCUCCCAGAGCUACCUGGCACAGAUCAAAGCAGACGAGAUCAUUGUGCCCAUCAUCUCCUUCCAAUGUGUCCCACACAGCCGGUAUAAGUUCAAUGUGAAUGAGAAGCACAAGGCUAGUCUGCAGGACAUCCUGCACUACUCUAUCUUUAAUACGGAGAACGAGCUGCUCGAAGAGCUCAAAGCCAUCAGCUCCACAGGCUCCUCGGGAACACGUAUUAUCGUCUGGAACCUGCGCAGGACGAUAACACGACCGACAGAAUUUGAUUUCACGACAUUCAGCGACGACAUCAAAAUCCCAUUAGAUGUCCCAUUGGAUGGGUUGGAGAGCACCAGUGAGCAAUACAGAGCCAUACAGUCAGAGCUGCUCACAAAACCAGAGAGUUACUACUCGCUACGUGCAUACUGCAGUAUUCUGUACCUGAAGCCCCGGAUGCAGAUCAUAAUUCGAGGUCAGAAAGUGAAGACUGAGCUCAUCUCCAAGAGCCUGGCUUGCAUUGCUAAGGACCAUUACAAGCCCAACUUUGUGAACAGACGCAUCCCCGUGACCUUUGGGUACAACACCAAGUGCAAGGACCAAUACGGCAUCAUGAUGUACCACAAAAACCGCCUUAUCAAAGCCUAUGAGCGAGUGGGCGUUCAACUCAAGGCCAACAACCAAGGUCUCGGGGUUAUUGGGGUCAUCGAGUGUAACUUUCUGGAGCCCACCCACAACAAGCAGGAUUUUGACAAUACUGACAAAUACAGGAAAACCAUCAACAACUUGGGGGUAAAGCUGGAGGACUACUGGAAAGAGAUACGUUUUAAGAGAAACAAAGAAGAUCCUAGCAGCACCACACCAGUGGAAGACACCAUGAAACGUCCAGACCAGAACUGGGUGCAGUGUGACACCUGCCUGAGCUGGAGGAAGCUGCCAGAUGGAAUUGAUUGCAAACGGCUCCCAAAGGAGUGGUUCUGCCACAUGAACCCUGACCCCCAGUUCAGGAGCUGCACGGUAGAGGAAGAACCUGAAGACUUCGAUGAUGACCAACCUUCAUACCAGAAAACCUACAGGCAACAUGAAAGGAACACCAAAAUGAAGCAGGAUAAGAAACGACAACAGAAUGAAGAUGAGCAGAAGAAGGCAGAGCAGAUGCAGAUGCAGGUUAAGGCUCUGGCUCAGAAGAACAAGACUCUGAAGCAUCAGAGGAUCUCUUGCCUCGCCAAAGCAUCCCCGUCAACCCCUCCGGCCCCGUCAACCCCUCCGGCCCCGUCAACUCCUCCGGCCCCUUCAACCUCUAUGGCCGCGUCAACCCCUUCAAACCCAAGAAUGAAGAGAACCCUGGCCAUGACCCCUGAAAGUGAGACAAAAAAACCCAGGUUGAAUGGUUUCCACAACAACACCACCAUGGAGACUGUAUCACCGGCUGCUGAAACAACCAUGUCAUCCACGUCAGUCAUCAUCCCUGUUGACGAUGACGACGAUAACAUCAUGGAUGACGAUGACAUUAUGAUUUUGGAGAUCAACAGCACCCCUAUUCAGAAGAAGGCAACCUUUGACCUUGCCAUGGUAAAAUCAGAGAGCAGGACCAUGGAGACACCUUCUGGCUCUGGCAAUGUUAAAACUAGCUGCACAGGAACAAGCUCUGUGGAGACGGGAACUGUGGCGACCAGCUACUUCCCUCCACCACCUUCUUCAGAGCAGGUGAGCAUCACCACCCAGACAGAGAUCAGGAGCAAAGUGAAGGAUGAAGAUGAGGAGCACAAGGAGAAAAGGGAGAAGGAGGAAAAAGUUAGGGACAGAACCGAACCAGGCCCUUCCACACCAAACCCACCCUCUGCUGGCCCAUGCACACCAGGCCCAUCCUCUUCUGGUCCAUCCGCCCCAGACCCAUCAGACCAUCCUAUGAUUGACCUCCGUAACCUGUCAGUGGCCCAGGAGCAGCAGGACCAGCUGCUGGAGCUCAUGCAGGCUGCAGCCCACGAGAGGGACCAGUUCAAGGAGCAAGUCAACAAGUUGACCUCCCAGCUCCAUAACCUGGAGGGCAGCAUGCAGGAGCUCUCCCAGGCCACUGUGAAGAGAGAGCACUGCCACCAGGCCUGUCAGACUGGAGAAGGAGGGGAAGAAGGAGAGCAGUCGGAGAGGAUUAAGGUUGAGAUAAUAGAGGAGGAGAGGGGCAACCUCUGGUCUCUUUGUGAGACACUGCAGCAGGACGUGGUGGAGCUGAGGAGGGAGAAACAAGAGUGGGGGAGAGAGAAACAGGAGAGAGAGAAACAGGAGAGAGAGAAACAGGAGAGAGAGAAACAGCUGAGAGAGAAACAGGAGAGCGAGGGAGCUCAGACAUCAGCUGACCAGGCAGAGAGACUGAGGGAGCUUCGGAGGAGCGUUGGUCGUCUCCUGGUCACGUUUGUCCCAGCGCUGGACCUCGAACAAGUAAACUAUGACUGUUCAGUCAUUGACGAAAUCCUCGACCAGGUUCUUACUGACGUGGAGUCCAUGGGGCCUGUGUAGGUGCCUGUGGGCGGGAUAUGGAUGGACGGGUUGUCCUCCAUCUUACUCUGUAAUGUGAGGCAAACUCGGGGAUAGUCAUAGAUAAUUCCUGCCUACCUUUUUACACUUUUUAAAAUGGUUUUAUAGGUAUUUUUUUACAAACAAAAAAAGGAAAUGAACACAUAAUACCCCAUAAUGACAAAGUAACAACAGGUUUGUAGAAAUUUUUGCAAAUCUAUUAAAAAUUAAAAACAGAUACCUUAUUUACAUAAGUAUUCAGACCAUUUGCUAUGAGACUCGAAAUUAAGCUCAGGUGCAUCCUGUUUAUGUUGAUCAUCCUUGAGAUUGAUCAUCCUUGAUUAGAGUCCACCUGUAGUAUUUUAAAUUGAUUGGACAUGAUUUGGAAAGGCACACAACUUUGAAGGUCCCCAAGAACACAGUGGCCACCAUCAUUCUUAAAUGGAUGAAGUUUAGAACCACCAAAACUCUUCCUAGAGCUGCCUGCCCGUUCAAACUGAGCAAUCGGGGGAGAAGGGCCUUGGUCAGUAACGUGACCAAGAACCUGAUGGUCACUCUGGCAGAGCUCCCGAGUUCCUCUGUGGAGAUGGGAAAACCUUCCAGAAGGACAACCAUCUCUGCAGCACUCCACCAAUCAGGCCUUUAUGGUAGAGUGACUGGACGGAAGCCGCUCCCAAGUAAAAGGGACAUGACAACCCGCUUGGAGUUUGCCAAAAGGCACUCCAAGGACUCUCAGACCAUGGUCUGAUGAAACCAAGAUUGAACUCUUUGGCCUGAAUGCCAAACGUCACGUCUGCAGGACACCUGGCACCAUCCCUACGGUGAAGUAUGGUGGUGGCAGCAACAUGUUGUGGGGAUGUUUUUCAGUGGGAAGGGACUUGGAGACUAGUCAGGAUCGAGGCAAAGAUGAGCGGAACAAAGUACAGAGAGAUCCUUGAUGAAAACCUGCUCCAGAGCCCUCAGGAUCUCAGACUGGGGCGAAGGUUCACCUUCCAACAGGACAAUGACCCUAGGCACAAAGCCAAGACAAUGCAGGAGUGGCUUCGGGACAAGUCUCUGAAUAUCCUUGAGUGGCCCAGCCAGAGCCCGGACUUGAACACGAUCAAACAUCUCUAAAGAGACCUGAAAAUAGCUGUGCAGCGAUGCUCCACAUUCAACCUGACAGAGUUUGAGAGGCUGUAAUUGCUGUCAACAAAAUACUGAGUAAAGGGUCUGAAUACUUAUGUAAAUGUGAUAUUUCCUUCUUUUUUUUCAUAUAAAUUUGUACACAUUUCUAAAAACCUGUUUUUGCUUAGUCAUUAUGGGGUAUUGUGUGUAGGUUGAUGUGGGGGGGGGACUAUUUAAUCAAUUAUAGGAUAAGGCUGUAACAUAAGAAAAUGAGGAAAAAGUCAAGGGGUCUGAAUACUUUCCGAAUGCACUGAGUAUACAAAAUAUCAAGAACACCUGCUCUUUCCAUUACAUAGACUGUCCAGGCGAAUCUAGGUGUAAGGUAUGAUCCCUUAUUGAUUUCAGUUGUUAAAUCCACUUCGUUUAUUGUAGAUGAAGGGGAGAAGACAGGUUAAAGAAGGAUUUUUAGCCUUGAGACAAUUGAGAUAUAGAUUGUGUAUGUGUGCCAUUCAGAGAGUGGGGAGGGGUGUUCCUAUGAGGAAGGUAUUCCUAAUGUUUUGUAUACUUUUUAAAAACUUUUAUUUUGUUCCAUGACCAUGGUGGUGUUGUGGAAAUUCUUGCACAGGGACACUCCAGGUCAAUCUGGUAGCUGGUUGAGAGAAUGCCUAGAGCGUGCAAAGCUGUCAUCAAGGCAAAGGGUGGCUAUUAGAAGAAUCUCAAAUAUAAAAUAUAUUUUGAUUUGUUUAACACUUUUUUGGUUACAACAUGAUUCCAUAUGUGUUAUUUCAUAGUUUUGAUGUCUUCACUUAUUCUGCAAUGUAGAAAAUAGUAAAAAUAAAGAAAAACCCUUGAAUGAGUAGGUGUUCUAAAACUUUUGACCAGUAGUGUACAUCAAACUCCACUGAUAAGACAUGUUAUCAUCUUAUAAUCAAAAUGAGUCAUGUUACCCUCAGAGGUGUUAUCCUUGUUACUAAUCGAGACAUGUAAUCUAAACAUGUUUUCCUUAUUACUAAUCGAGACAUCCCCUGAGACAUGAUGUCUCUUUAAGAGAUUUCUGACACAUGUUAUCCUCUACUGUAGAUAACGUUAUAGAUCAGCUCACACAGAACUGGCAAACUCAGCUCACAUUCACUCCAUAUUCACACUUACUAGUCCCCUGACAACUCUCAUUCACUAAAUACUUAAUAGCUCAAUUUCAAUCCUCUUAUUGUCCAAAUUUCAAUCGGCUUAUUAUCCAGAUGUCAAUCUUAAUACUAAUAAUUUCAAUCUAUUUCUUAUCCACAUUUCUAUCGGCUUGAUAUCAAAUGUAAAACUUAUUAUCCAAAUUUCACUUUAAUAUGUAAUUUCUCAGAAUCACACAACUUUCACAUUCACCUAGUACUAUCACCCAUGUGCAUCUUCAACGAUUCUCUUGUCAUUACUGGCUAUACACCUUAUGUAUCGUCAGCGGUUCUCUUGCCACUACUUGCUAUGCAUAUAAAUAACACCCCAUAUUCAAAAAUGCCUUGUGUUAUUUUGUAGUGGCUGCAGACCACAUAAGACAUUUCUUCUAAAUGCCUAGUCAGCAGUCAGUGGGGCUUUCCAUGGUACCGUUACGCCCUCGUCCUCAUAAGACUAGUAAAUAGCCUCCUCUCUAUAAGACUGGGUACCUUUUUUUGUGUUACUCGCCCUGAUUUUAUUCUAUAUCAUUUAUUUUUAUACUGAUUUAUUUAAAUUGACUUACCAGUUGCCGUCCCUCAAUUGUUUGUGAAUGAUGUGUCUCCUCCUGGGCAGCUCACAGCCAAAUUCAAAUUAAAUUACUAAAAAUAUUUAAUUUUCAUGAAAUCACAAGUGCAAUAUAGCAAAACACAGAAUAGCUUGUUGUUAAUCCACCUGGCGUGUCAGAUUUCAAUAAAGCUUUUCGGCGAAAACAUACCAAGCAUUUAUGUAAGAACAUCUCUCUCAGUACACAAAAUAUUACAAACAGCUAGCAGCCAAGUAGAUUGGUCACGAAAGUCAGAAGAGCAAUAAAUUAAAUCACUUACCUUGGAUGAUCUUCGGAUGUUUGCACUCACGAGAAUCCCAGUUACACAAUAAAUGUUCCUUUUGUUCCAUAAAGAUUAUUUUUAUAUCCAAAAUACCUCCAUUUGUUUGGCGCGUUAUGUUCAGAAAUCCACAGGCUCGAGGGGUCCCGACAUCGCAGAUGAAAAUUCCAAAUAGUAUCCGUAACGUGCGUAGAAAGAUGUCAAAUGUUUUUUAGAAUCAAUCCUCUGGUUGUUUUUACAAUAUAUAAUCGAUAAUAUGUCAACCGGAAUGUAGCUUCUUCCAUAGGAGAAAGAGAGAAAAUGGCUGUUGCGCAUGAAAAACUCUGCUGGCACCCAGCCAUCCACUGACGUGAUGGAUUCUUUCUCGCUAAUUUUUCAAAAUAAAAGCCUGAAACUAUGUCUAAAGACUGUUCACACCUUGAGGAAACCAUAGGAAAAGGAUUCUGGUUGAUAUCCCUUUAAAUGGAGGCACGGCAUCCAAUGGAACAGAGAGCUUUCAGGAAAAACAGCACUUCCUUGUUGGAUUUUCCUCAGGUUUUCGCCUGCAAUAUCAGUUCUGUUUUACUCACAGACAAUAUUUGGACAGUUUUGGAAACUUUAGAGUUUUCUAUCCUAAUCUGACAAUUAUAUGCAUAUUCUAGUUUCUGGGCCUGAGAAAUAGGCAGUUUCAAAUGGGUGUUUUUUUUGCCAAAAAUGAAAAUAUAACUCAAGAAGUUAUGGGUGGAAUGUUAUUAUAAGUGUAAUAUUGGGAUGCAAACUCAAAAUAAAAUACAUUUAAACUCUGA
Oncorhynchus nerka (sockeye salmon) is the source of this 6859-nucleotide messenger RNA. Its product is annotated as MORC family CW-type zinc finger protein 3-like. Gene Ontology annotation, molecular function: ATP hydrolysis activity; zinc ion binding. The coding region runs from base 70 to 2946 and encodes 958 amino acids. The record is from RefSeq and is a predicted model, not a curated record. Gene Ontology annotation, cellular component: nucleus; PML body. NCBI's taxonomy places the organism in Eukaryota, Metazoa, Chordata, Actinopteri, Salmoniformes, Salmonidae. The transcript is spliced from 18 exons.